GAUGAGUAUCAAAAGAGGAAAAGCUGGGCAAGCGCCUACUUGCGAGAUAAAUUCUGUGCUGGAUUUAGAACAACAUCAAGGUGUGAAGGGAUAAACAACUUCAUCAAGAGGUUUAUUGGCAUUCGUCAAAGUCUUUUAGAGCUAGUCCAGAAUCUUGAACAUGCUCUCAGGGAUUAUAGACAUAACGAAUUAGUUUCUCAAUUUAAGACGGUCUACGGAGAGCCUGUGUUAACAACUCGCUUAGCUGCAUUGGAGCUUUGUGCUGCAAAUUUUUACACACGGGAGAUGUUUGGCAAAGUAAAAACAGAAAUUGAAGGAGUGGCUGCAUUAGAUGUUAUAAAUGAGGAAAAUAUAUCAACUACUGUUGUUUUAAAAGUUAAGGAGUAUGACAGAGGGCAACAUAUAUACACCGUACUUUAUGAGCGCAACACCGAGAAUAUGGAGUGUGAAUGUAGUAGGUGGAGUAGUGAAGGCAUUCCCUGUAGCCACAUGUUUUGUGCCAUGAAAAGGCUAGGUUUACAGAAGUUGCCAGAAAGUCUUCUUUUGAGAAGAUGGUCCAAGAAUGCCAAAAAGUAUCCGGAUGAAAGUUCAGCUGGAAGCACUGUGCAAGAUGGAGAAAGAGAUUUUUUAAUGCGCUAUGGCGCAUUGUCAGUGGCAGCUACGUGGAUGGUAUUCUUAGGAGCUCAAGAUGGUCCUUCUUUCCAUGACACUAUGAAUGAAGUCUCUCGUUUGACCAAAACACUAGAGCAAAAGUCGUGUUUGAAAAGAGGAACAAGAGAUUCUCCCAUGCCGAACUUUGUUGGUGACCCUUCAGUUGUCAAGACAAAAGGUGCACCAAAGGGAAAAAAAGAGAGUAGAAAACGGAGGUGCACUAAAUGCAACAAUGCUGGUCAUGUAAAGAAGAAUUGUCCUGUGAAGAAUGAGGGUGACAAUUUGGGUGAUAAGAUUAGUGGUGGCACACAGGCUAGCUUUGGUGCAGAAGAGGAGCUUCCCAAAGACCCUAUGGCUUCUCAAGGGAUGCAAGCUAGCUUCGGUAUAAAAGAGGAGCUUUUCAAGGACCCUAUGACUUCUCAAGAUACAGCAGCAGUGCCAAAUAUAGAAGUAAAUGCAUCUGUGCAGUUUGGGUUUGGGCUAGGUGACUCAGAAUUGAUUAAUAGCCAUGGGGCUCCCAUCCCACCAUAUGGAAGUAAUCAGUGGCUAUUACAGGUUGUACAACAAGGACAAUAUCCGAAGUUCAAUGGGAUCCAGUAGUGCAUUGAGGUUGAUAUAUGAUGGGGACUGCUAGACUGUGUAUCAAAGAAAAACCAGUAGCAAUUUAAUGUUUGGUUGUACUCCAUGAAAAUUUUUUAUUUCUUGAAUCAUUGUCUGAGCAUUUUAGGCAAUUUAAUACCUUCUGAAAUAGGUGCAGUAACAGAUUGUUAAACUGAUUUAUUUUCUUUUUUACUUUCCAAUUGUCAUGACAGGUGUAUUGUCUUAGUUGGCUAUGAAUAUUUCAAUAACAGAUUAAAUAUGUGGUUUAUUUACUGGAUGAAAUAGCAUUAUGUGGUUUAUUUAUAUAGGUGGUGUGACUCUAUCAAUGCUUAUGCUAAUUUAUUUAAGGCUAUUUCAUCUUGUAUUUUGUUUCUCAUUUCUACAUUUUAUAAAUUGGUGUUUUUUCUUGUCUGUAUAUUCUAGGCCAAAAUUGUUUGCUUUUUGUCUAAAAAAGAUUGGUUUUUAUUCCUUAUAUUCUUCCUCCUUGCUAUGGAAUGAGAAAACUUGGACACUAUCACAAGUGUGUUGCCUUGCUCUUUAUUUUGAUAUUCUAUUCUAUGAAGAUUUAUGUUCUGUUCUGUGAAAGAAAAUGCAUAGAAAUUUAGUUGUUAACCCUUUUGAAAAUUGAAGCCUCUUGUGUUCUUUGCUUUUUCUACUUAAGUUUAGUUUUCCAAUGCAUAGUUUAUGGAUUAAAUUAAUGUCAGGAGCCUCAGAGUUUGAUUAUGUCAAUGUGAUUCUUGAGGAGGGACCAGUCAUCCUACAUAUUUUUUAGUAUAUUCUAUCACUUGGUUUCACAUGUUAGUAAAUUCCAUGUGGAGAGAAGCUUUCAUGAAGGCAUAUAAGGCCAUGGACAAAGAGUUGAGGUCUCAUCCGAAUCUGGAUUGUUUCUGUAGUGGGAGCACAGCUGUAACCAUAGUAAAGCAGGGAUCAAUUCUGUUCAUGAGCAACAUAGGGGAGAGGAUUCCUUUCAUCAGGAACAAAGUUACUUGAGAAUUUAUCUGAGGGUGACUUCAGACAGAAUCUGCCUAGAUUCCAACCUGAGAAUCUGGAGAAGAACAAGACUAUAUUCGAGAGGGUUAAUGAAAUGGCCACGAAGAAGGGAUGCACUCCAUCUCAGCUUGCAUUGGCAUGGGUUCACCACCAAGGAAAUGAUGUCUGCCCCAUUCCUGGAACCACCAAAGUUGACAAUUUUAACCAACACAUUGCUGCUUUAUCUGUGAAACUUGAACCACAAGAAAUGGCAGAACUCGAGUCCUUUGCUGCCAUGGACACUGUCAAGGGUGAUAGAUACGCCGGCGAUCUAAGUACCUGGAAGAACUCUGAUACUCCACCACUCUCUUCUUGGAAAGAUGUUUAAUUUUCUUGCUGUUGAUUUGUUCUUUUAAUUAAUUAAGUGGUUUGAAGUUUGAAUUCUGUUGCAGAUAACUUGAUGUGUGUGUUUCUAUGUCUAAAUAAACAUAAGGCUUAUACUAUUAAUCUUUGACUAAGGUGGAAGCAAAGUUUCAUAUCUGAAUGAUUCAGUGAACUUUUUUUUUUGGAAAAUAA
Arachis stenosperma is the source of this 2796-nucleotide messenger RNA. RefSeq names its product protein FAR1-RELATED SEQUENCE 9-like. The transcript has 6 exons. Gene Ontology annotation, molecular function: nucleic acid binding; zinc ion binding. The coding region runs from base 286 to 1251 and encodes 321 amino acids. NCBI's taxonomy places the organism in Eukaryota, Viridiplantae, Streptophyta, Magnoliopsida, Fabales, Fabaceae. The record is from RefSeq and is a predicted model, not a curated record.